Molecule: messenger RNA, 1374 nt
Organism: Triticum turgidum subsp. durum (durum wheat)
Lineage: Eukaryota; Viridiplantae; Streptophyta; Magnoliopsida; Poales; Poaceae
Source: the annotation of a GenBank genome assembly
AUGGCGAGCUCCCGUGGCCGGUGGGCGAGCCCCGAGCGCACCGUCGUCUGGACCGAGCCGCCGCCCAAGACCACCUCCGCCACCACCAGGCGUCACGCUCACGCCCACGCCGCACCGCCCGCCAAGGUGCCCGUCGUCUACUACCUCUCGCGCAACGGCCAGCUCGACCACCCGCACUUCAUGGAGGUCCCCGUCUCCAACCCCCAGGACGGCCUCUGCCUCCGAGACGUGCUGGACCGGCUGACGGUGCUGCGGGGCGCCGGCAUGGCGGACGCCUACUCGUGGUCCUCCAAGCGGAGCUACAAGGCCGGCUACGUCUGGCACGACCUCACCGCCGACGACCCCGUGCACCCCGCCAGCGGCGCCGAGUACGUGCUCAAGGGCUCCGAGCUGCUCCCCCUCCUCCCCGCGCCGCCCUACCCGCGCGACGCCUCCGCCGGCUCCUCCUCGUCCUCCUCCACCUCCAGCUGCCAGGCCGGGAGCGAGAACAACAAGAAGAUGCCCGCAGUGGGCAUCAGCAGGGCGCACGGCCGGCGCAAGAACUGGAGCUCCUUCGACCUCGGGGAGUACCGGGUGGCCGCCGCGCGGGGCGGCGCCGGGGCGGACGCGGCCACGCAGACCGACGAGAGACGCGGCCGGCGCCGGGGCCCCGAGCCGACGACGGAGCUCGGCGCGGACGAGAUCUCGCCCCCGCCGUCGUCCAGCAGCCCGGACACGCUGGAGACGCUCAUCAACAACGACGUCCGCGUGGCCGCCGCAUCGAGCACCGUCGCCGCACGCCGGGGGGAGGAGGACGCGGGCCUGGCGCAGCAGGGAGUGAUCGCGGGCGGGCGGAUGCGCGCGUCGGCGGUGCUGAUGCAGCUCAUCUCCUGUGGCUCCAUCCCCGCGGCCCCCAAGCGCGAGACCGGCCCGGGCGGCGCGAGGUACACGGCGGAGCGCAGGCUGCCGCGCGGUCGGUCGGACCUGAGCAGCAGCACCGGCGGCGCAGACGGGUUCUCGGGCAGCAUUGGCGUCGGCGCAAGCAUGGAGCGGGAGUACUUCAGCGGCAGCCUGGUGGAGACCAAGAAGUCGGCGAGCGGCGACCGUGCCGGCCACGGCGGGGAGCUGGGCGCUCUGAAGCGCUCGUCUUCGUACAAUGCCGACAGGGGCAGAGAAUCUGCAAUGAUCACUGCUAGUACAACUACUGCCAGUGGUGGUUGCAAGAUGGAGCUUGCGGCGGAGGAGGUGGACGGCGUCCGCGCCCGCUGCAUCCCGGCCGGGAGGAAACCCAGCGGCGGCAGUAGCAGCAGCAAGAAGUCUCCGACCACCCACGUCCACGUUAGCAGUCGGCGCGGCGACCAACAGGAAACUACCGACCACGGACGGGCUGACUGA